Molecule: messenger RNA, 579 nt
Organism: Aspergillus uvarum CBS 121591
Lineage: Eukaryota; Fungi; Ascomycota; Eurotiomycetes; Eurotiales; Aspergillaceae
Exons: 6
Coding region: 1-579 (192 amino acids)
Source: RefSeq, a predicted model, not a curated record
AUGUGGUGGCUAGAGAUACAUCCGAAAUUAGCCUCCAUCCCUCUAGGGUUCGGCGCCGACUUCCUAGGCCGUGGUACCCUAGCGGUCGACCCUGUGGAUAACGACGCAAUUUCGAUCGCAAAAGCAACCAUUGACACAGUAGCCGCUUUUGCGAAUGAACUUCUUUGGGGUCUAGAAAAUGACGACCUGAUAUCGGUGUCUGCUGCAAUGACGAUCACCUGGUCGAAAAUGAGGAAGCCGGUAAAUUCGCCUCACCUCGGUCUGGGGAUGAGUGUGACGGUCAGUUUAAGAGCCAUGAUGCAGGAGACGGUCGAGUCUACGAGUAAUGUUUUGACUAUCUGUCCGGGAUCGUUGCCGAAGACGGACCCAGAGGAAGAUUAUAAGCCCAUCUGGGGUAGUCACAUUGACCAAUAUGACACUGGCAGUUUGACCGGGAUCGAGGGCGACGGUGUUCUGGAGGAUGUGUUGACCGCCUACAACGAGGAUGCCUACCUAUGGGAUAAAUGCUUCGAUCUGGCGAACGCGGUGAAGAAUGCUGGCAAGUGUUAUCGAAGGACUCCCGAUAUUGCUCCUUGGUAA